UCAACUGAGAAAAUGCAACAUUUUCUGCGCUGGCACUAAGUUAUUGCUCUGUGCACUAUUAAAAAUCUUAGCUCAGAUAUGCUAAGUGGUGCAGGGUUUAUAUUAUCUCCGCCAGGAAUUUUGAAGAUAAUCUCACUUCUAUGCAUGAUCAUCGGAGGACUGAUAUUCGUUACUUACGGUGACUGUACAGAAUCACAAUUCUGGGCUGAUACGUACAUAAUUUCGACAACCGCAAGUGCAAUUUUAGCAAUGCUAUCAUACACUAUAUAUGCAUUGGGUGUGAUAAAAUCACGUACUUCCAUUAAUGUACAACACAUAGCAGAGAUAACGUUUGCCUAUACAGUUUUCUUACUGAUGCUGAUCGUGUCAAUUAUCACGAUGACGAAAUGUACAAACAAAAAACUUCCUAUCGAUCGUGUUCCUGAGCCACUGACCAUCAUUGGAGCCCUUCUUCUUGCGAUUGGAGGCACCCUAAUUUUUCUGGAUUGGCGCUCUAAGGAACACAUAGAUGAUAUUCAAAUGAAUAUUCCACGCGAUCCACAACAGCGUCCAAAUGCAAAUCUUUCUAGAAAAUCAAUUCUUAUUUAACAAG
Molecule: messenger RNA, 592 nt
Organism: Malaya genurostris
Lineage: Eukaryota; Metazoa; Arthropoda; Insecta; Diptera; Culicidae
Exons: 4
Coding region: 79-588 (169 amino acids)
Source: RefSeq, a predicted model, not a curated record